GAGUUCUGCAUUAGCAACAGAGAUUUUACCAACUUCCAGUCAAGUUUGCUCUCACAAAACAGAAUCACUUCAGUUCUUUGGUGGUAAUAAUAACUAGUGAAACUGCCAUGUACCUUGUAUGAAGAAGAUAUUCAAUCAUUGUGUUUUUUUCUCCUGUAUCUCAAAGGUUUGUUUAUUGAAACUAACACUGUGAAUGAUUCUACGGAUACAAUCUGUAAUUUAACUGGAUCAACAGUGGUCCUGAAUUCCUCUUGUAAAGGGCCUAAAAGUUCUGCAAAGUAUUUAGGUUCAUGGACACAGAGAUCAUAUAAUGGAGAAACUUGAUUAAUUCCCAGAACGGAUUCACGAUACAAAUUUAUCAGAAAUGAUGCAGACCAGAUCUGUUUCUUAAAAAUAAUGGAUCUAAAAAAGACAGACACUGGCACAUAUUACUACAGCUUGACUCAGAAAACUGACAAAAAUAGUGUUUUUCGGAACAUUACUGUUUAUGUCACAGAUUUUCAGGUGUAUGUAGAACGUGACACAGUGACUGAAGGUCAGAACAUUUCACUCACCUGUAACACCAGCCGCGCUCUAAAACUGACUGCCAACAGUCACACCUUCAUCUGGUACAAGAACAAGAGACGUUUGAAUCUUCAACACUCCAGUAAUAAACUGAAUCUGAUCGCUGUCAGCAGUGAGGAUACAGGCAGAUACUCCUGUGCACUCAAAGACCUCGAAACAUUCCCUUCUGAAGAGAAACUCAUCAUUGUCAAACACGGCUAUGUGUGGAAUAAGAGAACUGUAAUCAUAACGCUGUCAUCUCUACUGAUUCUGCUAUUUAUUUGUGGAACUCUGUGGAUGAAAAGAAAAAAACUCAUAAGAACAGAAGAAAAAGAGCAUAACACACAGAAUGACAAUGUGUACUCAAACGUCGCAGCACUGGCCGAGACCUCUGACCUGGAGGAAAGAGAAAGGUCACAUCAGGAUGAAGUUCAGUACUCGCGUGUUCAUUUCAGCAAAUUUACAAAUGAUCAAUUUCCCUCAGUUUCUGCAGCAGACGUCCAGUACGCGGCCAUUAAUGUCAGAGAGCACAGUACUGCCACCUAGUAAAGAAAUGUCUCCCUUCACAUUUUAUUCAUUUAGUAAACACUUUUUAUCCAAACCAUAUUAUUGUGCAUUUACUGUAAGCUGUUGGUGUUGUAUCAUGCUCUCACUGAGUUAUAUAGGAACUCUAUGCUCUUGCAUAUUGAUAUGAUUUGUAUUUGUACAAACACAGUUUGCUAUCAAUUUCGUUUCACAAUAAUAUUCAUGCUGUAUUAUAAUGUAACACCGUAUCAUUGAUUUGUGCAAUCUCAAUGACAGUUGAACAGAUUCACUGCCAUAUAAAUUCAUUCUAAAUCUGAAUCAAUAGACUGCAACGAUGUGUCUGAGAUAUCUUGAUAUGAUUAAUAUUAUAAAAAAUAUUUUUUAAAUGUUGUCUAAUUAUCAGUUUAUUUAGAAGUUUCAUUCUGAAGUUUAUUUUGAUAUCUUAUUUGUUAUUGUUAUUUUAUAUUAGGCUUUAUUAGGCUCAUUUUAUAUUAUAUGUAAAAUCUUGUUUAUUCUAGUAAAGUCUAUUAUAUUCAACUUAAAGGUGCUUGUUGUGUAUUGGUGUGAUGUCUUUACGUCAUGCGUGUAUGAAAAACAGAGAGAAGUGAGCGGGAGAGUAAUACUUUGUGCCUCAGGUGAACACUGCAUUUGCAAGACAGACAUUUUAUCAAUUAACGCAAAAAAAACAGGACAAACCGUAUGACAAUUUGUCGCUUGUUUAAGGCAAGCAGCCAAAGACUGUGAUUUUGGUGCUGAUAAAGACAAUCAAAUCAGAGAUGCAGUUUUGAGUGAAUGCAACCCCGAUUACGUAUGCAGAAAAAUACUGGAGGGAGGUACAGGUUUGACCCUGGCUUGCGUUUUGGAAAUUGCAACGCAGUGUGAACGAGAUGACUGCAGAUGGCGGCAAUGCACCUCACUUCAGACACAAAGAUAAAAGAGACGGUGAGUCGGGUGACCAGAAAAGGGGGGAAAGGAGGAUCAACAUGGUGGCAACCUGAAGAUACAUUUCGGCUCCUGCAUCACUUGGCAGAUAUUAAAUUGAUAACAGCCCCUACUGUAAUUAAUAUCGACCAGCAAGGUUUUUCCACAUCUCUGGAACACAAUGACAUCACGCACAACCAAGAAAAAAAUCGGGAAUCAAGAUGAUUACUACUCUGCUAGCACAUCAAGCAAAGAUAAAAUAUCUAAUGCUAACGAGAACAAAAAUCAGGAAAGUCAAGUCAAGUCAUUUUUAUUUGUAUAGCGCUUUUCACAACACAAAUCGUUUAAAAUCA
This is a messenger RNA of Myxocyprinus asiaticus (Chinese sucker), 2342 nucleotides long. RefSeq lists its product as uncharacterized. The transcript is spliced from 6 exons. Lineage: Eukaryota; Metazoa; Chordata; Actinopteri; Cypriniformes; Catostomidae. Bases 397 to 1089 code for a protein of 230 amino acids. The record is from RefSeq and is a predicted model, not a curated record.